CUAUGUUCUCCCUUCUGCAUUUUACCCUCAAUUCAACAAUUCAACAAUUCCUCUAGAUAAUUCACAAUUUCCGCAACCAUGGUUUCCUCCGUCAUCCAGUUAAAGUGCAGCUGCAACGAGUACCCAUGGGGCCGCCAAGGCUCCCAGUCGGCCGCCGCCCGUCUUGCCUCCAAGACGCCGGGCACCGACUUCAAGCUCGACGAGAGCAAGCCCUACGCCGAAAUGUGGAUGGGCACCUACCCGGAGCUGCCCUCGUACGUCCUGGAAACUGGUGAAGACCUGCAGGACGUGUUGGACAAGCACCCCGAAGAGCUGCUCGGCAAGACCAACUUGCAAAAGUUCGGCCACACCAAGCUGCCCUACCUGCCCAAGGUUCUCUCUAUCGCGAAGGCCCUCCCGCUGCAGCUCCACCCGAACAAGGACCUCGCCUCGGAGCUGCACAAGAAGGACCCCUCCAACUUCACUGACCCCAACCACAAGCCCGAAAUCGCGCUCGCGCUCACCAAGUUUGAGGCAUUCUGCGGCUUCAAGCCGCUCGCGGACAUCGAGGAGCUGCUGAAGCUGGAGCCGCUCCAGCACUUCCUCCCAGUGAUCAAGAAAGCCAACUUCGACAACCAAGUCCUCAAAGCCGUAGUCAAGAACAUGCUCGAAGCAUCCGAAGACGACGUAAAGAAGACAGAGCAAGCACUAGCCAAGCUCCCCAAAGACGCCUUCGGCAAGCACGACAACAUCCCGGAGCUGCUGCCACGACUGCAAGACCAAUACGGCAAGACGGACCCGGGCAGCCUCGUCGCGCUCAUCACCAUGAACUUCCUGGUCCUGCAGCCCGGCGAGGCCAUCUACAUUCCGGCUGACGGCAUCCACGCCUACCUCGCCGGCGACAUCAUCGAGUGCAUGGCGCGCAGCAACAACGUGCUGAACUCGGGCUUCUGUCCGCGCGCCGAACGCAACUCCAUCGAUCUGUUCUGCGCGUCGCUGACGUUCACGCCGCACGGUGCGCAGGAGGCGCUGCUGCCCGCGAGGCCGUAUAAGGGCAGCAAGAGCGGCAAGACGCAGCUGUAUGCCCCGCCCAUGAGCGAGUUCAACAUGCUCGCUACGGAUGUGGAGGCGGGGCAGAGCGAGGGAUUGACGGCCGUCAAAGGCCCGAGCGUGCUGGUUUGCACAAAGGGUGUGGGCAAGCUGAAGGCGAAGGGCGAGAGCAAGGAUGUCAAGGAGGGGUACGUUUUCUUUGUGGGACAGGGCACCGAGCUCGAGUUUGAAGCCCAGGAGGACCUGCAGCUCUUUACGGCUUAUGUGGAGUAGAGGAUGGUUGUUUGGUGUGCAUUGCGCGGCGUGUGGGUGAGAGGUAGAUAAAAGCGUGGCACGACAUAAUGAUAAUGAGCUUAAUAUUAUGACAUUAACAGGC
Messenger RNA from Aplosporella prunicola CBS 121167, 1405 nucleotides. RefSeq lists its product as uncharacterized. Gene Ontology annotation, cellular component: cytosol. Lineage: Eukaryota; Fungi; Ascomycota; Dothideomycetes; Botryosphaeriales; Aplosporellaceae. Gene Ontology annotation, biological process: carbohydrate metabolic process; GDP-mannose biosynthetic process. The coding region runs from base 79 to 1302 and encodes 407 amino acids. The record is from RefSeq and is a predicted model, not a curated record. The transcript has 2 exons. Gene Ontology annotation, molecular function: mannose-6-phosphate isomerase activity; zinc ion binding.